Nomia melanderi (Alkali bee) is the source of this 2073-nucleotide messenger RNA. RefSeq names its product RIO kinase 2 (gene RIOK2). Gene Ontology annotation, cellular component: cytosol; nucleus; preribosome, small subunit precursor. Gene Ontology annotation, biological process: maturation of SSU-rRNA; protein phosphorylation. Lineage: Eukaryota; Metazoa; Arthropoda; Insecta; Hymenoptera; Halictidae. Gene Ontology annotation, molecular function: ATP binding; protein serine/threonine kinase activity. The record is from RefSeq and is a predicted model, not a curated record.
GUAAGAAUCAUUUGUGCGGUGCAUAAAUUUAUGAAAGAAGUGGAAUCAGUUGUCAAUUAUGGGGAAAUUAAACGUUACAGUUUUACGAUAUUUAACGCGAGAUGAUUUCCGUGUUUUAACUGCUUAUAUUGCAGAUCGAGAUGGGAAUGAAAAAUCACGAACUUGUUCCAGCAUCACUGGCAGCUCAGAUUGCCAAUUUACGGUAUGGUGGAGUUCAUAAAUUAAUGAGAGAACUGUGUAAACACAAGCUUCUCAGUUAUGAACGCGGCAAACAUUAUGAUGGUUACCGAUUGACAAAUGCAGGCUAUGAUUAUUUAGCCCUGAAGGUAUUGGCCCAAAGGGGUAUUGUCGUGUCCUUUGGCAAUCAAAUAGGAGUGGGAAAGGAAUCUAACAUUUAUGUUGUUGCGAAUGAAGAAGGAAAGUCACUUUGCUUGAAACUCCACAGACUGGGCAGAACAUGUUUCAGAAAUAUUAAAGGCAAAAGGGAUUAUCACCAACACAGAAAGUCAGCAUCAUGGUUAUAUUUGUCUAGAAUAUCCGCAACAAGGGAGUUUGCUUAUAUGAAAGCACUUUACGAUAGGGGAUUUCCAAUACCAAAACCAAUAGAUGCCAACAGACAUUGCGUUGUCAUGGAGCUGGUUGAAGGUGGACCUCUGUGCGGCGUAUAUGAAGUGAACGACAUUGAAUCCCUUUACGACGAAUUAAUGAAUUUAAUUGUGAAACUAGGGAAUCAUGGAGUUAUCCAUGGCGAUUUUAACGAAUUUAACAUUAUGAUUACAGACAGUGGGAAACCGAUUCUUAUUGAUUUCCCACAGAUGAUUUCCACAGAGCACGUUGACGCCAAACACUAUUUUGAAAGAGACGUAAACUGCGUGCGGGAUUUCUUCCGAAGGCGUUUCGCUUAUGAGAGCGAAUUAUAUCCAACAUUCGAAGAUAUUUCAAGAGAAGAUUGUAUCGAUGCGGAAAUUAAAGCCAGUGGUCUGACAAGGCAGAUGGAAAAGGAUCUAUUAAAAGAAAUGGGAAUAUUGGAGAACGAAGACGAGGAAACCGCUCAAACAGAAGACGAAUCGAACAAGGAAUCUGAAGAAGAAAUUAGUAAUCUACGGCUUCAGGUUGAAGAGUCUGUCAACAGUGAACUAGCGAGUACACCAGACGUUCAGGCAUCGACGUUGGCAAACAACCUGGGAAAUGUGAUGGACAGGACGUUAAAUCUCGAGAAUGAACGACCGCGAGAUGACCAUGUAAAUGCUGACUCCGACAACGAGUCUGCAGAUUCAUUUGACUCUGCCGUGGUAACCUUCGAUUCAGAGAACGAAUGUCCGGAGAUUGUUAAAUCGCAGUGCGACUCGAGGAGCGUGUACAGUACAACGACAACCGCCACAAUUGCCCCAGAAGUUAUCAAAGCCAAAGUGAAGGUGGCGUUACAGAAACGCGGGAAGAAGGAGCAGACUAAAAGAGUUCUCGUGAAAGGAGAAGCGCACGCAACAACCAGAAUUAGAAGAGAAAACAAGGACACCAUUAAGCAGUCGACAGGAAUAUGGGGAUGGGAAUGAAACGUACAAAUAAUUAACGACCGUUGCAGACUGAUCGUUCCCGAGUAAAAGUGGAUCACCACCGAUAAUAAAAUGCUCUCCGUUCAUUAAACAGGCUUUUUCUUUUCCUGCGUGUCGCUCCAAGAAUGUAAUACAAAAUCUUGAAAGCUACAAGCGAGGAGAACGAAUAGGCCGACGAAAACACGCUCUUAAUUCUACAAACACGUGCUUUCAUUUUAUCAGUCUCGUCUGAUUACUUAAGCAGCCGAUAUUUUUGUUUACAACAUCUCACGCAUAACAUUCCGAGAACAAACGAUUACGGGACGCCUGUAAUCGACACGGUCUGGAAACAACACCCUGGAAUUGUUCGCGAACAAUCAAGUUACAACGAGAACAAGAAAUCACAGUAUUUUUAGAGUAUUUUGUAAACUCGGUAAACGUAAUCACAGUGUUAAGCAGAUAAGAUAACGUACGCUUGUUUGACACUGGAUACAGAGAUAGAAGGAAGCUCGCGACAGUUAAUCAGGCAGGAAUAAACCCG